Molecule: messenger RNA, 7925 nt
Organism: Anopheles stephensi (Asian malaria mosquito)
Lineage: Eukaryota; Metazoa; Arthropoda; Insecta; Diptera; Culicidae
Gene: stj
Product: voltage-dependent calcium channel subunit alpha-2/delta-3
Exons: 21
Coding region: 947-4819 (1290 amino acids)
Cellular component (GO): voltage-gated calcium channel complex
Molecular function (GO): voltage-gated calcium channel activity
Source: RefSeq, a predicted model, not a curated record
UGCUGCCGCUUGCAAACUGUCUUGCGAACUGUCAAAGUGCACACGGUGAGAGCGAAGCUAGGCAGCGGGAGCGCUGGUCCGGGUGAAACAGGGAGCGCGGGUUGACUGAGAAAAAAAGAUGGACGCCAUUGUUGAAGUUUGCUGCUGCUGGCGCUGGUGCUACUGCUGAACGGGUUGACUUUUCCUGCUCCGUACACGACCCGUGACGAUGGGAGCAAUUUUCCGCUGCUAAGAGUGCGCACGUGUGCGAUGGUAAAACUGUGUGUCGGAAUCGCUUGCGGACGGUACGAGCUAGUGCGCUAGGGAUCGAUUUUGCCGUGUCGCGGAUCGAACGGGAACUUUUCUGUUUCGUUACGAUUUUGUUCGGGCAGCAGGAAGUGUGUGCGGACGGGAGGGCCGAGCUUGAAGUGAUUGGGGGGAAAAAAGGCACCAGAGCACCAGGCAGGUUGAGUGUGCAGGAAGCUUCAAGUGUCCAGUGUGGUGUUGUAAAACAGAGCAAUCCUUUGUUUAAACGUAGCUAGAAGCUUAUAUUAGUGGUGCUGGUUCAAGAGGUUGGUGGAAAACAGUGUGAAAAUUGCCACUGCUCCCAACCUAGUUUUCCCAGCCCUGCUUCCCUAUACGUCACACCAGCAGCACCAGCGUGUCUCUGUGUGUGUAUGUGUGUGUUUGGUGGUGGAAAAUUACUUCAUAGUUUCUGUCACUGGCACUGCUGUCCCAUCCCCAUCGGUCGUUCUGGUCGUCCAUUCCUGAAUGUGAUGUCCGUGACUGGCGUGUACUGGCAGAGUGCGUGCCUGUAGCAGGACAAAAACCCGACCGUCAGCAUUACAGCGUCCUUUCCCAGCCAGUGACCAAAACAGAGUACCGCCCAGCGAGCACAAAGCAAAAGUGGUCGCUAGUGCCGAGGUAGUGUCCGUGGAACAUCCGAUACCUGGGUCCAUCGGCGACGAUGUUGUACAUAGGCGGCAGAAGUAGCUGUGGCAUACUAGCUUUCACGUUUCUACUGUUCUUUGCAAUCUCCAUUACCCGUAGUGCCGAUGAGCCAACGACAACAAUCAAGUACAACGUUGUCCAAGCCUGGGCGGCCAAACUCGGCGGUGAACUGUGGCAUUUGGGAGAUUUUAUAACUAGGCGAAAGGAGGUGGAAGAGAGUUUUAAACAAGCACAAGUAGUUAGCAAAAAUGGACAAAAAAUUGUCGAGGAGAUGGCCAAGGAUCUCAAGUACAUGAUGGAUGCGAAAGUGAGCGCCGUGAAGCGCAUCAUGGAUACGGCGGAAAACACUGCCAUAUCGUUCGACGAGGAACCGGUGAACCAAAGCUUCCAGUACUACAACGCGAAGCAGAUGAUCGAGCCGGGUGAAAUCAUUACCACACCGAUCCCGAUGAUCGACGAAGAUCCGGCCGACAUCACCACACCGAUACCGCCGAAAGAGAUCGUACUGACGAAGAAGCGUCACUUCUUCAACGAAGCCGUCAACACGACCGUCAGCUCGGUGCACGUACCGACGAACGUGUACGACCGGGCGACCGAGGUGAUCAAGGCGAUCAAAUGGUCGGAAGCGCUGGACUCCAUCUUCUACAACAACUACAUCGGCGACCCUACCCUCACGUGGCAAUACUUUGGCAGUUCGAGCGGUUUCCUGCGCCAAUUUCCCGCUACCAAGUGGGAACAGGAUCCGGUCGAUCUGUACGACUGCCGGCUGCGGUCGUGGUACAUCGAAGCGGCCAACAGUCCGAAGGAUAUGCUGAUCCUGGUCGACAGCUCCGGGUCGAUGACGGGCCAGCGGAAGGACAUCGCCAAACACGUCGUCUCGAACAUCCUCGACACGCUCGGACCGAACGACUACGUCAACAUUUUCACCUUCUCGGAAGAGGUGGCGGAAGUGGUGCCGUGCUUUCGCGAUACGCUCGUGCAGGCGAACAUGGGCAACAUUCGCGAGCUGAAGCUCGGUAUGGACAACAUAGAAACCAAUGAGAUCGCUAACGUUUCAGCCGCCCUCACCAGGGCGUUCGAGUUGCUGGAACAGUUCCGGGAAACCCGCAACGGGGCCCGGUGCAAUCAAGCGAUCAUGUUGGUCUCGGAUGGUGUUCCAUACAGCUUCGACGAGGUGUUCGAGCAGUUUAACUGGAAGGAGCUACCGUUCAUACCGGUGCGCGUCUUUACCUACCUGAUCGGGCGCGAGGUGGCGGACGUGAAGGAGAUCAAGGAAAUGGCCUGCCGGAACCAGGGCUACUACGUGCACCUGAGUACGAUGGCGGAGGUGCGGGAAGAGGUGUUAAAUUACAUACCGGUCAUAGCGCGCCCGUUGGUGCUGAACAAGCGGGAACAUCCGGUCGUCUGGUCGGAGAUCUAUGCCGAUGUCGAAGAUCCCAAAAUGACCGACUGGUUGUGGGAGAUUAAGGAACGAGCAGAACAGAAGGAACGCUUCAUCGACUAUCGGAAGAAUCGGGUGUUGUUUUACUCGCCGGAAGAACAACAUCGUCGGAUGAUCAUGAAGCAGCGCAUGAACCAAGACCCGUACUCGAACAAUCAGAAGUACAACUUCAUGACGACCGUCUCGGUGCCAGUGUUUGAUCGGCGAGAGAAUGCGAACAUCACCGAAGACAUACUGAUGAACGAGGCAUACUGGGUGACGAUCACGCGAGAGACGCGGGUGGCCAACAUACUUGGCGUAGCUGGAGCCGAUGUGCCAAUAGCGGAAAUUAAAAAAUACCUUAAACCUCACCUGCUUGGUGUAAAUGGAUACGCCUUCAUUGUCACUAACAAUGGCUACAUCCUGACGCAUCCAGACUUCCGUCCAGUGUUUCAAGAUAUUCUCAAGCCAGCCUAUAACACGGUCGACAUGAUUGAGGUCGAGUUGACCGAUGACGACCAAGGGCCACGAGAUUUCAAUAACAUGCUGCUUAAUAUGCGUGAAUCUAUUAUCAACCAGUCUACUGGAGCCAAGUGGAUACGUGUGAAGUACCACUUUGACGAAAUGAAACGGGUUUCGCGUACCAAACGCCAGUACUACUGGACACCAAUUAAAAACACCCCGUUCACGCUGGUGGUUACGUAUCCCGAGACGUACGGCGUCAAUCGGCUGCAGAUACGCACGGAGGACGAGAUCCACCGUAUUCACGCUAAGGGCAGCAACGUGGCCAGCUUCUUCAGUGGCAACAAUUGGAAAAUUCAUCCCGACUGGGUGUACUGUAAAUAUUUAAACGAACACCCGAACGAAACGUUCGGUACGCCGGAGCUGGAGUUAAAGCAUUUUCUCGAGCGCAUGAAGCUCGGUGGCUGGAAGUGGCCCUCAAACCGCACGCCUCCCCCACCCGAACAUGCCAUGUUCUCUAAUAUAACGGGCAAAUUGCCAGAGAAGGAUUAUUAUUACUGCGAUCGCGGUUUGAUGCAGGCGCUCGUGUAUGACGCUAAGGUCACGGAAUGGUUCUCCAAGAACGUUAGCGGGAGCGGUGGAAACAAGGACGAGAAAGGUCCAAGUCCUAUUGCUGUGUUGAUGGGUUUGCUGCCAAGGAACGAGUUUAAGCAACGUUUCGGCAUCACCGUUUCCUUUCUGGCGACACACUCGGGUUUAACACGAUGGCAAGAAUAUGCCACCGGUGCGGACGAAUCCAAACAAGCCGAGCCUGACUUUAGUGAAACGCACAACCGUGCGAUCGACGAGGUGUGGUACAAGCGUGCGGUAGAGCUGUACUACAGCAACCGCAACCGGAAGGGGGCGGACGGUGAGAACGGUAAGGACGAUAGCGAUCGGAACAGCUUCGUCUACUCGGUACCGUUCGAUGCGGGCAAUCGGAACGAUACGCUCGUUACCGCGAGCCAUGCCAUUUUCCACACGGACGGGACGCGCGAAGCGCCGGUGGCGGUGGUAGGCUUCCAGUUUCAUCAUUCCGCACUGUACACGCUGUUUAAGAACAUCACCAGCCAGUGCGGGCACGGCGAUCCGCGGUGCGAGAAGACGUGCUUUACCGGCGAUUAUCAGUGUUACGUGAUCGACAACAAUGGGUUUGUGGUGAUCAGUGAGCAGCUGCAGGAAACGGGUGCAUUCUUUGGUGAGGUGAAGCCGGCGUUUAUGCAGCGCCUGCUGGACGAUAGCAUCUUUCGCAAUGUGACCGUGUACGACUAUCAGGCGGUUUGUUUCAUGCCGAAGGGCUCGAUCAAUCUCGGUACGGUACUGCAGACGCCGUUGCGUUUGCUCUGGUGGAUUCUUACCAAUACGCUUUCGUACCUGGUUUGGGUGGUGAUGCAACUGUUUCUUAGCCUGGCACAAGCGUACGAUGAAAUAUACGACACGGGUGCGUAUGAUGUGGUACCGGAACUGGGCGAUCUAGAUGAUCCAACGCUGAAUCGCUACAAGGAACCGGAGUUCAACAAGGUACUGAUCAACCGUACCCGGCCGGAGCCGUGCGAUCACGUGAUCACCCUGUACGAGCUCAACAUGGACGUUGAUCCGUCAGUGUACACAAAAGAGGCACACCAGUGCGAACGACCGUACGUGGUGCUGCCGAUACCGUCCAGCAAUCUUCUGCUGCUAGUGCUGGACACACUCUGCCCACUGCCCACCCAUGUGCCACAGCUGUCGACGUGGCCGGUGGAGCACGAUUACAAUGCUUCGCUCGCUUGCCACAAGGCCCGCAGCGAUCCGCUCCCGCGGCGAAGACCACUUACCUGCAUCAACAAGCAUGCAAAUGAAAGUGUGAUCGAGCUGUGCGGUGACGGUAGCAUACCCAGGUACAACGUUGCUUUACUGCUUGCCCUGCUAGUGUUCGGCCAGUGCAUAGUGCAGCGGUGCGCUGCCGGUGGCAUCUUCGCUUACCUCUGAGACGCAUCGUGAACGAGUCACUUUCCGUUUGUAUCGAUUCUUUUGACCACAGUGUAGAGACAACCGAUGUAGCGUGCUUAUUCUAACGGCCGUGCGGUGAAUUAAUUCCGGAUUAGAAGGAGGAGUGGGCGUGAAUAGUAAAACACGAUCGCAGUGUCAUAUACAGGAAACAAAAGGGCAAAACCGCGCGAUUAACCAACAACCGGGUGACAACAUUCAAUACGGUGCGAAUAAUUAGAAAAUGAUAUUUGUUACAUUCGGUCCGGGCAGCUUAGGUGGAAAACGUUCAGGGGUACAGCGACAGCGCUGUCCCCCGAGCCGGGAUGACUAUAGUAAGUAGCGCAGAGGAAUGUAUUAGUUGUUGAUGUUAGUUUCAUGUUGUUUAACACAAAUUCUAUUCUAUUGAUUCCCGCUGCCGAAUCAAAUAGCUGUUACUACCAUCAACUGUUAGUUUGAAUCUAUUGCUGUGUUAUUUUUUUACACCAUAAGACGUUUCAUUUGCAUUUCUAGCCUAAUCUUGUUAUACUCAUGUGCAACUAUUCUUUCGUGAUCAUGGAACUUAUUCGGGUACCGAGUGUGUGUGUGGAAUCGAUGUAGCACAAUAUAUGUUGCUUAACAAGCUCUCGGCGAUAUUCGGUUGGUUCUAUAGUACCAUUUUAGAUAAAUUAGAGAAUAUGAUAGGUUUUAUUACGAGCUACAAAAAACAGGGUUAGCUCAAUAAAUCGUACAGCUUUAGGUUAGGAAUACACAGGAGGUCCUGUUUGGAAUAUGUCCACCCGGUUGUUGGUUCCGCGUUUUUGUUUGCUCAUUGAACCAAAAUGUACUGUUAGUAAAAAAAAAGAAAGAGUGCAAAUGAACUACCAAACGACGCAAGAAGAAGAAAACAUUACGAAACAAUCGAAAAACACACUUACAUACUCACACAGCAAACAAAAACCGGAACAGCUUAUAACGUGAGAGAGAGACAGAGAGAGAGAGAGAGAGAGAGAGAGAGAGAGAGAGUAGGAGGAUUAGAUAAACCAAACCACUUGUUUCCACAAUGUACACACACACACACGACGAAUCCACGUUUAUCACACAAUUUAUCGCGAACCGUUUUUGCAUUCCUUUUGCUCCUCUAAUCGCAACGGAAGAGUUUAUUAUCACGUGUGUCCAAAGCUGCGAAGCUAUUCAACCAUAACUACGGGAGAGUGGCGCCAUACACUACCAAAAGAAAAAAAAAAUUGGCGUCACGAUUUUCUUAUCUUUGUUACGAUAGUAAUACGAAAAAUGUCGGCCAACUUUUCUUAACGCCUUUGCGCUCCAACACGCGAAUUUAACUCCGACACACACACACACACAAUGCUUCAUUGCCGUUCCUUCUGUGGUAUCGUUUGUGUGAAGUUAGGAAGAUGCUUGUUGAGGUGAGGCAAAACGGACGGAUAGAUUCAGUUGAUUAUUCACAUAGCGUUUAAUUGCUGCCCAUUUGGCAGCAAAUCAGCGUCACGAGACAGGGAUCCUUUCAGAUACUUUACAGCGUAUUGGAAGGGGACUAAUGGUGGGUCAUACGACUUUUACCAUGGAUCGACCUGGAGUCGAGUUCGUUCCUAUAGGUAUCGAGUUCGACCCGGCGGUGCAACGAGUUCGGGUGUCGAUUACGGGACGACCCCAACUUGUUCGAACUACGAAUGCGACCCGUACGAUUCCGGAACGCUUACGAAUGACUCCGACUCUCUGGAAGGUUCGGGUCGACCCGCCCAUCACUAGAGGCGAUUUCAAUAUAUCUAGUUACACGAAUUUGCUAUCAAUACUACUACCAUUACCUAUUUACUAUUUAACUACUACGGAGUGCGCAAAAAAAAAAACAGCCACGGAGUCAUUUUGCUGUUGUGCUUUCAGCGACUUCUUUUUUACGUUGUUUCUAGUGAAAGAUGGAUUUUACACGCCCUACCGUAACAAUCGCUUCGCGUGCGCUUGCAUACUCAAUCAGGAAAAACGAGGGGAAAUCACUACAAAGGAGCGUUUAUUAGGAUUUUCGUUUGAUCCAAUAGUUUUGUUUGUGCAUUGAAGAAACGAACGCAUUUAUGAGUAUAAUCGAGAACGAUAGAGAGGGUCGAAAAGUAAAGCGUAAAACUUUUCGUCUAAAAAAAAACACAUAAAUCGAGCUACUAACAACAGGGUGACAGGUGACAGGUAAUUGCUGCAUUACCCUGGGCCCAACCCAACUUUUCCCCCAAAUUUGCCUAUGGACCUUACCAUGCCUACGUAAGAGAGUGUCUACCUCUCAUAGCUGUUGCGCAAGGAUGUUUAGCAAAGAACAAAAAAAAAACAAGGAAGUUGGCAGGAGUAAAACAAACCCAAAUGUUAAUAUCUCAUCCCUGUUUUGCAUCCAGGAAGAUGGUGGCGUGUAUGGAGUAAAGUAAAGUAAAGCGGUUUUUUUUCUUAGAAUUUAACAAUAAUCAAUCAAGCGCGACGAAAUGUUUGCUUCCCGACUGGGUGUGUGAAAGCAGUGAAAGAUUCUUGAACAAUGUGACGCAGACAGACGGAUGAUUCUUUUUGAUAGUAGCAAUCGAAGUAGGAACCAUGAUGGUUGGGUGAGGUAUUGGCAAAAACUCAACGCGCAUAAAAGGAAGAAAAUUAAAGUUUGUAAAAUAGCGGAAAAGAAAAACACACACACACACACACACCUUAAACCCGUGAAGCAAAAAAAAGACAACUUUACCAUUGUCCGCCUAUUAUCUUAGCUCGCAGUGCGCGCAGAUCGAAACACCGGCUAGUGGCCCGGACAAGGAUGCAAGGGGAAUGCUCUAGCUUUAGAAAAGUAAACCAACAACAAAUCAACAUUCAAUUUGACAUUUGUUUUGCCUAGAUUUAAUGGCUGCGAUGUAGCGAACGACGAAUGGCCAUCUUGCCGUGGCCAGAAGGAAACGAUUUAAUUCCUUCCCUUACAGUACAGCAAACAAAAAACAAAGGGAAUCAUAAGAACCUCCUGUUGUAAAUUUCACACACGAGAACGCGCUCUAAGUUGUACAUUCACAGCACACAACCGUACAGAGGAAGAGCCAUUUCCGAUUGCUUCUGCUCCGAAUUACACUAACAAAGCGAACCAACCAAAAAAAAAAAAAAA